AUGGACUCUACAGAUCGCUUCCGCCAACCUGGCCUUAGCAACUACCCAUCAAUAGGCCAACAGCAGUACAAUGGCUCUCAAAACCAGCUGCCCACACUGCCGCCUCUGCAGAGUGGCGGCCAGUACCCGUUGUACGGCCACAAUAGCAACCCUCACACGCCCCAGCCGCCGCACACGCCUGUGACCUCUGCCGCCAAUGGCAGUUCCACCAUGCCACCGCUGCAGCACCCGCCGCUGCGACCUCUCCAACCCACGCCGAGCUCGUACCUGCCUAUGUCUUCGGCCUAUUCGCAGGCGCCUAUGCUGUCCACAGCAUCUGCGCAUACCAACGGCCACCAACUAGGCGGUCCUCCUGGUAUGGGAGGAUUGGGACACGCGUCCAUGUACGCCCACCCUCCUGUGCUCCCCAACCAGGAGCCGGAGCCUGUGCACGUCGUCGGCCAGCAAGGUCGUCGUGGAGUAUUGCCUACACACCCCGGUAGGCCCGCGCCAGCUGCAGGCAAGACGCCCACUACUGCUACCAAGAACGCCGAGGGCAAGUAUGAGUGUCCUCACUGCAAUAAGACGUACCUGCAUCUGAAGCAUCUCAAGCGCCACCUGCUGCGACACACCGGUGAACGACCCUACCAGUGCCAUCUUUGCAAGGACACCUUCAGUCGAAGUGAUAUCCUUAAGCGCCAUUUCCAAAAGUGCUCGAUACGAAGGGGCAACCCAACCGGCGCGAACCACCUCCAGCACGCGCAGCAGCAUUUGCAGAAGAACAGGCAGCCCAGCGGCGCAGACCAGAACUCGUACCUUAACCACAUUGGUGCUAAUUCUAUGUCUUACGCUGAUGCUGGAGGUUAUACUAUGGGUUUGCCUCAGAUGCCUGCGAUGGGCGGCAAUGGCUUCAACGACAGCCUACCGUCGCUUGCCAACCAUCACCAGACCAUGUCUGCGCGCACAUCUCGUUCCAACAGCUUGAUGCGCCCCAGCAGCGGAGUCGAGGACAGCGCGCAUCGCAGGAGCAUGUCGGCUAUGGACUUUGCGAACAACAGGAUGAACUUCAACGACUACCGCCCGGAUGGCGUUCCCAAUGGCUACGCGCAACAACAGCAACAGCAGCCCCAGCCUACUGCAAACGGAUCCGAUCCAAACUCCCACUACAACUAUGACCACGCCUCUACAAAUGGUUCGAUGGCGCAGAAUGGCAUGACCGUCAAGAGCGAGGCUGCCGACCCUGCUUCCUACGGAGGAGUCUCGACCCUGCCCAACGUGGAUGGCAUGCCCAACGGCCAGGAUGGCUCACUGUGGCGGAACGGAUCGUUCAACGGCGAUAUGAAUAAUUCCAAUGAUACACCACAUGAUACUUUGUUUGGACUGUACUCGCAUGUUCCGGGUUUGGCCGACUCUUCCCCGAUGCUUGACAACUGGUUCAUUGGCCAAUCCACGUCUGAUCCUCUGCACGCUCUGGCAGGAUCACUUUUGAACUUUUGCUUUCCGAAUGCGUCUCUGCUUCCAAAUCAACACUCAGACGAGGCGCACGCCUACGAAAGACUGAAAAAUAUCUUGACUGGCGACAACGUAAAGGAAUUCCUACACCAAUACAGACACUAUCAAUCACACUGGCCCUUGAUACACGUUGCAACAUUUGAUCCGUUUUCCGCCAACCAUGGGCUUGUUCUGGCCAUGUGCUGUGUUGGCGCCGUGUACUCUGACCGAAUGCGCCCCUCGGAUGUUCGAUGGCUGAUGGAUCGUGUUCGGGAGAGUAUGCUCAAAUCUAGUCACGUCUACGAAUUAGCGCAAGCGCACCAGAUGGCCGACUUGAAUCAGGAGCUAACAGUGACUACCGAAGAGAUUCAAGCACUGGUUCUUCUACAUUCCCAGUUCCUCUGGCACGGGUCUCAACAACAACGCCAGCAAGUGCGAGACGAGGUUCGGGGGGUGGCCAGCGUUACACGUUGCGCAGCACUGUUUCAACCUCUUUCUUCUGACAACCCGAACGCGAGCGCGUUGCAUCAGCCAGGACCAGUCACAGGCGCCGAGGUCGACUCAUGGAACUGGAAAGCUUGGAUCGAGAACGAAAAACGAACUCGAUUGGCAGCAUACAUCUACCUCAUUGAUGCCUCUUCCACCAUAUUCUUCAAUACCCAGCCCAGAUUUGACGCCAAGAGUAUUACAGUGCCUUUGCCUGCAGACGACGCAGCUUGGGAAGCGAAGACUUCAGAAGAAUGCGCCAGUGCUUUGGGUCUAAGAGGAUCAUCGGCGCAAAUGAGCAACGAAUCAGGGAGCAGACGCGCAAAGCAACUAGCGAUGCGUGAGGCAUUGUGUGUACUCAAUGGAGCCUGCCCGGGUCAAUUUCCUGAGCGGGCUACUAAUGUCUUUGGAAAGUUCAUACUCAUUCACGCGAUUCAUGCCCAAAUCUACAACAUUCAGCAUCAGCUGCUUCAGCGAGUGUGUUCAAGCGGUACAAGCACGCCUCAAUCUCAAGGCGACAGUCCAGCCACACCACCCAAUGGGGUCAACGAACAAGUUCAAAACAACCUUCGUUCGACGGUCGGUGCGCUCCAGCUAUGGAAGACGUGCUGGGACAAGGAUCUCGCCACUCAGUUUCCACAGAACCAGCGUCGCCGUGGAUUCUGCCGAGACGGAAUCCACUUCUACUUCCUAGCUCAGGCUUUCCUGCGGCAAUCUCGACCAGAGGACUGGGCUGCACCUCCCGAUGUUCGAUGCCGACAUGUAUUCAAUCUUCUGAAACAGAUUAGGCAUUAUAUUGCAUCAGACUCCGCGCAGAAAGGCAUCGAGAUCGGGGACAUGGUUGCUAUCGCCGACGACUACGCUAUUGCCGACUUGACGCUUAACAUGAAACGUCUUUUCACGCCCCUCGACGAGCUCUGA
Alternaria burnsii is the source of this 2877-nucleotide messenger RNA. RefSeq names its product c2h2 transcription factor protein. Gene Ontology annotation, molecular function: DNA-binding transcription factor activity, RNA polymerase II-specific; zinc ion binding; RNA polymerase II cis-regulatory region sequence-specific DNA binding. NCBI's taxonomy places the organism in Eukaryota, Fungi, Ascomycota, Dothideomycetes, Pleosporales, Pleosporaceae. The coding region runs from base 1 to 2877 and encodes 958 amino acids. Gene Ontology annotation, biological process: DNA-templated transcription; regulation of transcription by RNA polymerase II. The transcript has 4 exons. The record is from RefSeq and is a predicted model, not a curated record. Gene Ontology annotation, cellular component: chromatin.